Molecule: messenger RNA, 1818 nt
Organism: Fonsecaea multimorphosa CBS 102226
Lineage: Eukaryota; Fungi; Ascomycota; Eurotiomycetes; Chaetothyriales; Herpotrichiellaceae
Exons: 2
Coding region: 1-1818 (605 amino acids)
Biological process (GO): intracellular calcium ion homeostasis; calcium ion transmembrane transport
Cellular component (GO): fungal-type vacuole membrane
Molecular function (GO): calcium:proton antiporter activity
Source: RefSeq, a predicted model, not a curated record
AUGCACAAGCUUCGCCAUCAGGCAAAAGCUUCCGCGUGGUACGCUGACCCUAACGACGACACAAACUUGCCCAUCAAGAAUCCGUUUGCGAAGUGGAAAUCCAAUUCGAGGUCCAAUACUCUCCGUCGCGUUGAGAACGGCGACGGCAAUGGCUCGCCCCUGACCGCUACCAGAACAGACGAUCCAAAUAAUUAUCGGCAAUCCUCAUCAAGAGAAAGAGGUGAAGAGCUCGGUGCAAAUCCGUCCGUGAAACAUGCUGCAACCACACCAAAUGCCAGGUCGACUCCAAAGCCAUACGCACCUGGCGAUGAGGUCGAGUUGCCACGCUCGCUCAGUCCAGUCAAUGACGAGUUCCAGAAUGGGCCCAAUGAAGACGGGAUGAGCAGCGAUACUGCCACAUAUAACAAACCCAGUCAAACAGAUGAAGGGGCUUCAAUGCGGAACCGUGGCCUUGGUGACAAAAGCGUAGAGAAACACGGUCUCAAGGCACUCUUCAGCCGCGAGUCCAAGGAAAGCAAGGAUGACAACAACGGCAAAGACAAACCAACGUUUACCGCGUGGAGCCAAAUUCGAGCAACCGUCUUCAAUUCCUGGAUCAAUAUUCUCCUGAUUGCCUCGCCUGUCGGCAUUGCGGUCUACUACGCCCAUGUCAAUCCGGUCGCAGUUUUUGUCAUCAACUUCAUCGCCAUCAUCCCCUUGGCAGCCAUGUUGAGUUAUGCCACUGAGGAGAUUGCUCUGAGAACCGGUGAAGUUCUUGGUGGUUUGCUCAAUGCUUCCUUUGGUAACGCGGUCGAGUUGAUUGUGUCCAUUAUCGCUCUGGCAAAAGAUCAGGUCUUGAUUGUCCAAACUUCCUUGAUUGGCAGUAUGCUCUCCAAUCUUCUACUGGUUAUGGGCAUGUGUUUUUUCUUCGGCGGCGUCAACCGCAUGGAGCAGGCCUUCAACAUCACAGUCGCUCAAACUGCUUCCAGUCUGCUCUUCUUGGCAGUCAGCAGUCUGAUUAUUCCCACCGCAUUCGAGCAGUGGGCUCGGACCGGAAACAACACCAGCAACACCGAAACUGCCACUACCGAGAACGCCAAACCUGGUGUGGCGCAACUGAGCAGAGGCACGGCCAUCCUUCUCCUGAUUGUCUAUGCCUGCUACCUCUUUUUCCAACUCAAAAGUCACGCCGCAAUUUACAACGCCCCCAGCGCGAAGAAUGAGACACGGGAUGUAGGUACAAAGUUCAAGGAUGCAGUCAUUCCCGACAAGCUCCGCUCGAAAAAGGGAGCAGGUACUGAGACGCCGGAGCCGGAAGACGAUGAGCCCGAGCAGCCCCAACUCUCCAUUUGGGUUGCUAUGCUGACGUUGGCGAUCUCCACUGUCCUCGUCGCCCUGAACGCUGAGUACUUGGUUGAUUCGAUCAACUCCAUCACCUGCGGCGGCGGCAUUUCCAAGAACUUUGUCGGUCUCAUUUUGCUUCCCAUUGUUGGCAAUGCUGCGGAACACGCGACUGCGGUCACUGUGGCUGUUAAAGACAAGAUGGAUUUGGCCAUUGGUGUCGCUGUUGGCUCCAGCAUGCAAAUUGCACUUCUCGUGCUUCCAUUCGUGGUUGUGUUGGGCUGGAUUAUGGGUAAAGACGACAUGACCUUGUUCUUUGAUGGCUUCCAGAUCGCCGUCUUGUUCGUGGCAGUUCUCCUUGUCAACUACUUGAUCAGCGAUGGCAAGUCGCAUUACCUUGAGGGUAUCUUGCUGAUGACCUUGUACAUUAUCAUUGCAGUCGCCGCCUGGUUCUAUCCCACCGCCCCUGGCCUCAGCGACUGCCCGAGCGGCUCAUGA